CCACUGCUGCCGCCGCUGCCGCUGCUCGCUCUAUUCCGCAGCCGCCGCCGCCGCCAUUUGCACGGGGACCCCAGUGACAGGGGCUCGGCGGAGGGGCGGAGGGAGGGGGGGGAGGGCCCGCGGAGCCCCCGAGGGCGGGAGCGACGCCGCCGGCGCCGGCCGGGUUCCCUGCGCGACCGCGCCGCCCGUGGCGGGCCCCGAGCAGCAGUAGCAGCAGCGGCAGCAGCAGCAGCAGCGGCAGCGGCAGCAGCAGCAGCAGCAGCAGCCGCCGAGGCCGGGCGUGCGCCUGAGGCGCGGCGGCGGCGGCGGCCCUGCGGGCGGCCGGGAGGGGCGGGGGCAGCGGCCGCCGCCGUUUGAUGGAUCCGAGGAUCGCCUGGUUCCAGCCAGAGCAGCUCGGACCGUCCAACAGUCUGUGGAUGCAGAUCUGGGAGACGACCCAGGGGCUGAGGAACCUCUACUUCAACCACCACUGUCACAGCAGCGGCGGCGCGAGCGGCGGCGGCGGCGGCAGCAGCACGGCCACCGGCGGGAGCGGCAGCAGCACCGGCAGCCCCGGCGGUGCGACCCCGGCCCCGGCCCCGGCCCCGGCCGGCAUGUACCGCUCCGGGGAGCGCCUGCUGGGCGGCCACGCGCAGUCCGCGGAGCAGCGGGACUUCCUGCCCCUGGAGACGACCAACAACAACAACAACCACCACCAGCCGGCGGCCUGGGCCCGCCGGGCUGCCGCGGGCCCCUCGGCGUCCCCGUCCCCCUCCGCGUCCUCGUCCCCACACUCCGCCGCGGUCCCCACCGCGGAUCCCGCGGACCCGGCCUCAGGCAGCAGCAACAAGAGGAAGCGCGAUAAUAAGGCCAGCACCUACGGACUCAACUACAGCCUGCUGCAGCCCAGCGGAGGGCGGGCCGCGGGGGGCGGCCGGGCCGACGGCAGCGGGGGCGUGUACAGCGGGACACCGUGGAAGCGGAGGAACUACAACCAGGGAGUCGUGGGUCUGCAUGAAGAAAUCAGUGACUUUUAUGAAUACAUGUCUCCAAGACCGGAGGAGGAGAAGAUGAGGAUGGAGGUGGUGAACAGGAUCGAGAGUGUGAUUAAGGAGCUCUGGCCCAGCGCGGACGUCCAGAUAUUUGGAAGUUUUAAAACUGGCCUGUAUUUACCUACUAGUGACAUUGAUCUCGUGGUGUUUGGGAAGUGGGAGAACCUUCCCCUCUGGACCCUGGAAGAAGCUCUUCGGAAACAUAAAGUUGCUGAUGAGGAUUCGGUGAAAGUUCUAGACAAAGCAACUGUACCUAUUAUUAAAUUAACAGAUUCUUUUACUGAAGUGAAAGUUGAUAUCAGCUUUAAUGUACAGAAUGGUGUGAGAGCAGCUGACCUCAUCAAAGAUUUUACCAAGAAAUACCCUGUAUUACCAUACUUGGUUUUAGUACUGAAACAAUUCUUAUUACAGAGGGACCUUAAUGAAGUAUUUACAGGUGGAAUCGGUUCAUAUAGUCUCUUUUUAAUGGCAGUCAGUUUCCUUCAGUUACAUCCCAGGGAAGAUGCUUGCAUCCCCAAUACAAACUAUGGUGUUCUCUUAAUAGAAUUUUUUGAAUUAUAUGGACGACACUUCAAUUAUUUAAAGACUGGCAUCCGGAUAAAGGAUGGUGGUUCAUAUGUGGCCAAAGAUGAAGUACAGAAAAAUAUGCUCGAUGGCUACAGGCCGUCGAUGCUUUAUAUUGAAGAUCCUUUACAACCAGGUAAUGAUGUUGGAAGGAGUUCAUAUGGGGCCAUGCAGGUGAAACAGGCCUUUGAUUAUGCCUAUGUUGUUUUGAGUCACGCUGUCUCACCAAUAGCCAAGUACUACCCCAACAACGAAACGGAGAGCAUACUAGGUAGAAUAAUUAGAGUGACCGACGAAGUUGCCACGUACAGAGAUUGGAUCUCAAAGCAGUGGGGCUUGCAGAACAGGCCCGAGCCUUCGUGCAAUGGAAAUGGUGUUACCUUGAUAGUAGAUACUCAGCAGUUAGAUAAAUGUAAUAAUAAUCUAUCUGAAGAAAAUGAAGCCCUUGGAAAAUGUAGAAGUAAAACUUCGGAAUCUCUUAGUAAACACUCUUCAAACUCUUCAUCAGGUCCAGUGUCUUCCUCUUCUGCCACACAGUCCAGCUCUAGUGAUGUCGAUUCCGACGCGACGCCAUGCAAAACCCCGAAACAGCUGCUCUGCCGUCCGUCCACGGGGAACCGAGUAGGGUCGCAAGAUGUGUCCUUGGAGUCCUCUCAGGCAGUUGGGAAAAUGCAGAGCACCCAAACCACUACCACCUCCAACAGCACCAACAAAUCUCAGCAUGGAUCAGCAAGGCUCUUUCGUUCUUCCAGCAAAGGCUUCCAAGGUACAACUCAAACAAGCCAUGGUUCCUUGAUGACAAACAAACAGCAUCAAGGCAAAUCAAAUAAUCAGUAUUACCAUGGCAAAAAGAGGAAACACAAGAGGGAUGCCCCCCUCUCAGACCUUUGUAGAUAGUCGGCGUUGUACGAUGGACUGUCUUCUGUGUGCAAUGAUCUCAUGCUCAGGACAGUUGGAUAGGGACUCCUGGCAUUCGGGAGCCUUACACUGUUCAGACUCUGAUUUAGCAACUGCGUUUUUUCCCAGCUCGCCACGGAAUGGAUCAUGAAGACUGACAACUGCAAAAACAAAAAGCAAGCAAAAAAGGGGGAAAAAAAAGGCUGCUCAUUUGAUAAGUCAUAUGCUACAACAGGGUCAUUUUAAGAUUUAAAGCUUGAAUGUAAAAUAAAUCUAUUUCUCAUUGGCUUUAUGCAGAGUUAUAGGGAAUAGUAUUCAGUGUGAGUAGGGUGAUAGAAACAAAAACCGAUUUCAGAGGAUGGGGUGGGGGAAGGAAACAAAAGUAUCUCAUAGGAAGCCCAGAUUCCAAAGGGGAAAGUGAUCUGUGCAUGUUUUCUUUUUUUUUUUUUUAAUAUUUUUGCAUAUAUUUACCAUUUUAUUGUGUGUAUAUAUAGAUGACCAUAUAGGAAAUUGAUAUUUGUAAUAGUGGAUUUGUUAAUACUUUUUACAUAACAUUACUGUUUAAAUUGUAAACAGAUUUUUCUCAGGAUUAGUUUGAAAAAUAAUCUGACUCGUCAUCUUAACAUCCAUAUAUAGGGAAGUGAUUAGUUCUAUUACUCAAUUUGUUUUCCUCAGCAUUGAAAUGACUUACUAGAACCCUUGUGACCUGCUGCAAAAAUUUUUCCUCUCUAAAGAAAAGGUUUAUGGUGGCAAAUGACGUUUUAUUUUGUAAAAAAAAAAAAAAAAAAAAAAAAAAUGUACUAUGUACUUUUGUGUAAACACUGAAAAAUCUCUAGUCAUCUCUAAGAAUUACCUUGCAACUGUUUUUCUAUAGUGCUGUCGUCUUGGGCAAUGGGCAAUUACAUGACUUUGUGUUUGUUUCCUUUGCAGUCUUUUUUGUUUUCUUUUGUUUUUCUUCCUAAUAGGAAAAAAAAAAAAAAAAAAGGCCACCCACGUCCGGUCCCGUUGCUGUGGCAGUGACUCCCCGAGUUCCACAGACUUUGCAUGCUAGCUCCUCUAACCCUGUGUACCGCGCGCACUUGUUUUUCUCAUCUCUUCUUCUUUUUUAAAUCCAUGCUUAACUACUGUGGGAGAGAAUGACUGUAAACAGCUUUAAUUAAAUCAUACUUAUAAAAAACUAUUUUCUUAUACUCCACUUUAUGCUUUUGGUAUUGUUGAUCUUUAAAAAUUAAAUGGUCUUUGAUAAUGGAUCUAUUUUGUAUUGCCUUAUUAAGACCAAAUACUUCUUGUCAUCCCAUUCUUUAUCCUCUCCUUCCAUGGAAUUGUUAUCUUUAAUUAAAACUUUUUAAAACAUCGGCUUGUUUCAAUCCUACUGUAAAUUUUGGUUGUGGUCCGCUUUGAGCGCCAAUGAGAUAUGUAAUUCUGUUAUCCAUCACAUGCUGAGUUUGUAACUCGGGAAUAUUGAAUAUAAUAGGAUGUAAGUGACAUUUCUGAAGAUGCUUUCUUUCAAUGUGAAAGCUCUUAUGUUUAGCAUCAGUGUGUGUGGCUCUGUUAAUUAUAGCCAUUUCUGAAAUGAGAUUCUUUGAUAGAUACGUAUAUAUAUACAUAUAGUGUGUGUAUAUACAUGUGCACACACACGCACACACACAUAUAAAAUACUAUUGGCUUUUAGGAAUUUCUUUUAUAUACAUUUAUGAACUACUAAAGACCAAUCAGACCAUUAAUGGACACUUAGUGUGACUUUUUAUAAAGAGAAUAAUGCUAAAGUAAGACCCAAACUGAUGUCAUCACUGCAAUUACCACUUUUCGAUCUGUUCGUAUUUUAAUUCGCAACGGAAAAAUGUGUUCCACAACCGGAAACUCCUAAUGCUUGUGUAAACCUGUGGAAAAUUUUAAAUGUGAUGUUAUCUUGACAAUGUUUUAAAUUUUCGAGUCCCAUUUUAUUCUGAUCAGAAUUUUUAUCACGAUGUUGAGCUUUCGUUCUUUGGAAUUAGUUUGUCAUAACAUAUUGUGCAUAAUCACAGUAUUUAUUUCUAGGACUCUUGCGAACGUGUAGACUGAUGUUUACCGCGAAGGGCACAAUUAUUUAUAAAAUACUAUUAAACCCAGUAUUAGCCUCCUAUCUCAGACACUUAAUACUUGCAGACAUCCAUUGGUACAUUUACCACACUGAAGUUUUUUUCUUUUCUUUCCUUUUGUUUUAAGAAUCACCCUCAUUGUUGAAAGUAAAUGUACUCUUAGGAUGCAGAUAUUAGCGUUCCAAUAAGCAUGUGAUUAUAUUAAGGUGGUGGUAGCGGGAAGAUAAUCUUGAUUCCAUUGGGAAUCUUAGGUUUUCGUAAAUCUAUUGGGAAAAUAGUUUUUCCUGUACUGCUGAAGUUUCUUUUUGGUAAACAGUAUCUUUCUAAAAGAAAAAAGCAUGAAGGAGAAAUUGAGGUGUGUCCUUAUCCUCAAAUGACCAGCAUUGUAUUCGUGAAUACUGUGUAUCUUGCAAUGAACAGCGUGAAGCUGUUCAUUUUUCAAUCUGAAGUAAAAAUACUUUCAAGAAC
This is a messenger RNA of Lutra lutra (Eurasian river otter), 5038 nucleotides long. It is a transcript of the gene TENT4B, whose product is annotated as terminal nucleotidyltransferase 4B. Bases 357 to 2492 code for a protein of 711 amino acids. Gene Ontology annotation, cellular component: nucleolus; TRAMP complex. The transcript is spliced from 12 exons. The record is from RefSeq and is a predicted model, not a curated record. Lineage: Eukaryota; Metazoa; Chordata; Mammalia; Carnivora; Mustelidae. Gene Ontology annotation, molecular function: mRNA binding; poly(A) RNA polymerase activity. Gene Ontology annotation, biological process: RNA 3'-end processing.